GCGCUAUACGCGUAGUGCGCGCCGCCGGAAGCGCUACUGGUGGCGACCUUGCUCAUAACGCGCGGGAGAGAAAGCCGCCGUCCACCGUAGUUUUCUGCGUCGUUGUUCGUGUGUCUCCGCUUAGUUCACGUUUACGUAGUGAAAUAAGCAACGUCCGUCGCAUGUGUGGGGUUGGCGAAACUUCAGGGCAUGUCGAAUAACAAUUGCUGUGUGGUGGGGUGCUCAAACACCUACAAAAACUCGCCGGGGACGCGGUUUUACCCAUUCCCCGCGAGGCCUCAUGAGCACGAGCGACGGAAACAAUGGAUCGCCGCCGUUCGCCGGGAAAGUGCAGAUGGCAGUCCGUGGCAGCCUACCAGACACACCAGGAUCUGCAGCUGUCAUUUUGUAAAUGGCGAGAAGUCGAACGAUCCGAGAAGCCCUGCCUAUCUACCAACCUUGUUUCCAAGUGUGUACAGGUCUACCAACGUUGCUACUGCACACAGGUAUGAAAGGCUCCGGUCACGUGAGCAGCACGGACAAGCCACAUGGAGCUGUGUGUUGCCAGUUCCUGAUGACCAAGAAUGGGGUGGUGCCACUGCAGUGCACACAAGUGUAGGAACGCAGACAGACCCUUGCACAUGGUCCUCGGAGGUGGACAUGCCGAGCCUCUUCUUUUGUUGUUUAAAAGAAUGCGAAGCUGAGACACAGGUUGUUCUUCCCUGCAAGAAGGAAAGCAAGGAUGCAUCAUGGGGAACAUCCUACGACGUCAAGGACGCUGCAUGUGAUCCUAUGAACGUUGACCACACGACCUCAAGCCCUGGCUUCUGUGGUUAUGCGAGUGUUUCAUCCUGCCCCAGUGAAAAAGCUUCAGAUAUUUUAAAGUGUAUUGCUGGGGUUUCACUGAGUGUUUUUACAAAGCUGCUAUGUCUUGUAGUUCAGGCGCUCAAUGUACAGGGGAAUGAGGACACCACUAGUGCUUCAAACAAAUUGCUUCUUUUUUUGAUGAAGCUAAAACUAAACUUGUCCUACUCGUCCUUGGCAGUGUUUUUUGGGUUGCACAGAACCACAUGUUCAAGGCAUUUUCUGCUCAUCCUUUCCACUCUCCAUGCAAAAAUGCGGCCAGUAAUUUACUGGCCAUCACGGUCAACCACACAGCUGAUGAUGCCCAACUGCUUCAAGCCCGACUAUGUGAACUGCAGGGUUAUCAUUGACUGCACAGAAGUACCCUGCGCGGCGCCAAGCACUGUCCAUGAGAAAGUGCUUAUGUAUUCUAGCUACAAAGGAACAUACACUGUGAAAUUCCUUGUAGGCAUAACUCCAAGUGGCAUUAUAAGCUAUAUAUCAAGACCUUAUGGGGGCCGUGCCACCGACUCUUUUAUCACAUCUGACUGUGGCAUAUUGCACAUGCUUGAGCCAGGGGACCUUGUGCUCGCUGACAAGGGCUUUCCUCAAAUCAGGAGUGCUCUUGUGGAGCGAGGAGUUCAAUUUCAAAUGCCAAUCUUUGCACGACCAAAUGAGCCUUUUACACGUGAGGAGGUUUUCAGCACCUACAAGAUUGCAAGUGCAAGGAUGCAUGUUGAGCGCUGCAUACAGCGUAUGAAGCUUUUCAGAAUAUUGUCAGAAAGACUGUCUGCUGAUCUUCUUCCUCACAUUGGAAAAAUCGUCGACAUGUGUGCAGUGCUGGCAAAUUUGCAGGCUCCAAUUAUUAAGGACAAAGAUUAGUGGGCAUGCAAGGAAAUCAUAGCAUGGCAUCUAUAAUAGUUCCUUGUACAUAUCCAUUCCGCCAGACAAAGAAAGGUACUUUCGGCCCAUAAUUGUAAAUGCUCUCUUAAUCAGUGCUACAUCUUGACUCCACAGAGAGAAAAAAACACUCCACCGCGCCUCGAAGUUCCCUAAAUUUCAGUUUCAAAGAGGAUUUUCUUUGCUAGGGGGGCAUUUCAAUUCAAGGAUGAUUUGUGAAUACUGGCCUUAAUCUUAUGUCAUACUUUUUUAUGCGGGCCUUAGUCUUAUGUGCACAUUUGGAAAACUAAGCGCUAGUACUACCGUGGAUUGCUGUAUGUUUACCACUGGUGCAUGAAGCUGCAAGCUAUAACAUACUUCUUUAUCCUAAUUAUUCAGUGUUUGUGAGCACGUUUAUCGUGCAAAAUAUGUGGUCACCAGGUUGAAGUGAUUCAUUAUGUUGAGUAUGUGCAUGAAACUAGUUUGUAGCAUUUGUGUUCGAGCGUGCUUGGCGAUUCACCUUGUGCAUUUUUGUAAGUUGUAUCACUUCUUGCCCGCUCUGAGUUGGCAUUGUUUUUGCAAUAUUUUAGUAACAGAUUUAACGAACUCUGUAAAUGUUUGUGAAGACCAUUUGUAAUGUAUGCAGAUGUGCAACAACUCUGAACUUCAUUUGUUUCAUCUUCUCACUACGCUGCCUUGUUCAUGGUUGUGCAUGUGGUAGUGCACAUAAAUGUGCAUGCAUUUAUACAACUUAGCAAGUUAUGUCAAUGGAACACAAUUUAUUAUAAUUUUCACAUCAAUGUAAAAGUCGACCAACCAGUAAUGUGACAAAGUUUGAAGUGCAGUAAGUGAAAAAAAUAAAUUUGUUUUGAUCUGAA
Molecule: messenger RNA, 2579 nt
Organism: Dermacentor silvarum
Lineage: Eukaryota; Metazoa; Arthropoda; Arachnida; Ixodida; Ixodidae
Exons: 5
Coding region: 190-1704 (504 amino acids)
Source: RefSeq, a predicted model, not a curated record